UUUACUUGAGGAAGUAGCUGCGUUUAGCGCUGCAGCUUUAUCGCGAUGGAAGCGAUACGUGGCGAUAUAGCGGUAACAAAUUGGCUUUUGCUUUGGAAAUUCUGGCCCAGUUCGAAAACGCUUCCGCGACACAGGCACACAAUUAAAAGUUCUCGCAGCUCAAUUACCCGGCUAUCGAUCAGGAAAAACGGGGAGCAGGAGUUGCACGCCGCGCGCCACAGAACGAAGUUGAAUCGGAAAACAAGGAGGAGGGCAUGGGUAUGGAACAGCUUGAGAAAAGUCCAUAAAGGAAACAAGAAAUGGAUCUGGAAGUUCGGUGAUGGGAACGAUUUUAAAAUUACCUGUAAAAAACCAUUCUUAUCGAAACCUUAAGUGCUUUUAAAAUAUUUUUGCUACAGGGUUUCGCUGUUUAAAAUGCUGGUCCACAACAGCCUAGCUCCCACUCUACUUACAUAUUUG
This is a messenger RNA of Drosophila elegans, 459 nucleotides long. RefSeq lists its product as uncharacterized. The transcript is spliced from 3 exons. The coding region runs from base 46 to 372 and encodes 108 amino acids. The record is from RefSeq and is a predicted model, not a curated record. Lineage: Eukaryota; Metazoa; Arthropoda; Insecta; Diptera; Drosophilidae.